Trichophyton benhamiae CBS 112371 is the source of this 1044-nucleotide messenger RNA. RefSeq names its product telomere and ribosome associated protein Stm1, putative. Gene Ontology annotation, molecular function: RNA binding. Lineage: Eukaryota; Fungi; Ascomycota; Eurotiomycetes; Onygenales; Arthrodermataceae. Gene Ontology annotation, cellular component: cytoplasm; nucleus. The transcript is spliced from 4 exons. The coding region runs from base 1 to 1044 and encodes 347 amino acids. The record is from RefSeq and is a predicted model, not a curated record.
AUGUACGAGCUUCUUGACAUUAACAUCUACGCCCAACACACAGGCAACGACCCUGAGCUCGAUCCCAACCGAGAGCCGGAACCUCCAGUUCAGGUCGUCGACAAGAGCGCUCCUCGCCGUGGCAAGCGCGACGGUCCAAGCGAGCCUCGCGACACUGUUCCUCCUCCUCGUGGCAACCGUGGACCCAGGCUCCCUGGAAACGAGCAAGCACGACCACAUCCAAACUUACCCGCCCUAUCGACAUUAUCAAUAUCAAUCUAUAGGACGUUGCUUUCUAACAAGGUGAUCUUGGGUAUAUCAGCAUUCCGUGACCGCAACGCCGGAUCUCAGAACAACCGCAAUCGGCCAACUGAUGCCCCCAGUGACCGCGCUCCGCCAGCUGCCCAUAGAAACCGUGAUACCCGCGGUUACAACAUUCGGGAUGACCGCCAAUCUCGCACCGACAGAACUAUUACAGAGAAGCAGGUCGAACAGGGCUGGGGUUCUCGCUCUGGCGAGUCUGCUCUGAAGGAUGAGCGUGCUGGAGAAGAUAUUGCCCGCUCUGAGGAGAAAGAAGCCGCCGAGGCUAAUGCUGAGGAGCCUGUUGAGGAGCCAGAGGACAAGAGCAAAUCAUAUGCUGACUACCUCGCUGAGCAAGCCCAGGCCAAGCUCGAACUCGCCGCAAAAGAAUCCCGCAAGGCCAACGAGGGAGCCAAGAUGGACAAGAAAUGGGCCGCUGCCAAGGAGUUGAAGCGCGAUGACGAGGAGGACGAGUACAUCAAAGGCCAGAGCAAGGAGACCAGGCGCGAGCGUCAACGCAAGGAGAAGAACGUCCUUGAGGUCGACAUGCGCUUCGUGGAGGUCCCGCGACGUGGCGGCGACUCCUCCCGUGGCCGUGGCCGUGGUGGUGACCGUGGCGGCGAUCGCGGUCGUGGCGGUCGUGGCGGUCGUGGUGACUUCCGUGGUGGCCGUGGAAAUGGUCGCGGAGCUCCUCGCGGUGGCCCUUCCCAUGCUACAGGCCCUACCGUCGACGAGAAGAACUUCCCUUCUCUUGGAGGCAAAUAA